Strongylocentrotus purpuratus (purple sea urchin) is the source of this 8212-nucleotide messenger RNA. RefSeq names its product single-stranded DNA-binding protein 3. Gene Ontology annotation, cellular component: nucleus. The transcript is spliced from 15 exons. Lineage: Eukaryota; Metazoa; Echinodermata; Echinoidea; Camarodonta; Strongylocentrotidae. The record is from RefSeq and is a predicted model, not a curated record. Gene Ontology annotation, molecular function: single-stranded DNA binding. Gene Ontology annotation, biological process: positive regulation of transcription by RNA polymerase II. Bases 138 to 1226 code for a protein of 362 amino acids.
GUCGUCAUAGCUACGGGGUCAGUCUCUGCCUUGAUUGCUUGACAGGUGCGUGUCAGUAUAGCUACCCAGCAUGUUCCCUAAAGGGAAAGGUUCAACUGUACCUUCGGACAGUCAAGCGAGGGAAAAGUUAGCACUCUAUGUAUACGAAUAUUUACUCCAUGUCGGGGGCACAGAAGACAGCACAGACAUUUUUGUCCGAGAUAAGGUGGGAGAAAAAUAUCACAUUAGGAGAGCCUCCGGGGUUUCUGCACUCAUGGUGGUGUGUGUUUUGGGAUUUAUAUUGUGCUGCGCCGGAGAGGAGAGAAACAUGUGAACAUUCAAGUGAAGCGAAGGCCUUCCAUGAUUAUAGUGCGGCAGGCCCGAACUCAGUCAUGGGACAGAUCCCCCAAGGAGCAGAUGGCAUGCCUGGUGGGCCCAUGCCAGGUUUCUUUCAGUCGUCUCCUCAUCAUAAUCCAAACAUGAUGGAUGGAAACCAGCCUUUCAUGUCUCCAAGGUAUCCUGGGGGACCAAGAGGGCCAGUCAGAAUGCCAGGAAACCAGCCUGCAGUGGGCGCACCAAACUCACAAGCACAAGCUAUGAUGCAAUCAAUAGAUCCCUCAAGGCAACCUGGUCAUCCGAGUAUAAUGGGUCCUAGGAUGAACCACCCGAGAAUGCCCAUGAAUCCAAAUUAUGGCGGUCCAGGAAUGAGGGCGCCAUUGAAUUCAAUGCCAGGAGGAAUGCCAAUGUCAAUGCCGGGAGGAAGGCCUUGGAAUCCCAAUGCAGUACCAGGUCCUCCUGGAGGUCCUGGCGGAGGGCCUCCUGGUACUCCUAUCAUGCCUAGCCCACAAGAUUCCUCUAAUUCAGGUGACAGCAUGUUCUCAAUGAUGAAGUCAGUACCUGGUGGAGCCAUGGGACCAGGGCAGAACUUUCCAAUGAAUUCUGGGCCUGAUGGACCUAUGCCAAUGGGCAGUCAAGACAUUCCUCCUGUCAUGAACGGUGAGAUGGAUGGCAUGCCGAAAAGUUCACCCGCAAGCAAUCCACCGGGCGGCCCAGGAGGGCCCGGGACACCCAGAGAAGACAAUGGUUCCAUGACCCCACAGAUGUUCCCACCAUAUGCAGAAAAUUGUCCACAGGACCAGAACGAGUCAGCAGCUAUACUCAAAAUCAAGGAGACAAUGCAAGAAGAGGCUAAGAGAUUUGAGAAGGACACACCCGGGCCUGAUCAUCCGGAAUACUUCAUGCAAUAAUACAUACCCCCCUCCUUUCCCCUCCUCACAAUCCCAAUUCUGCUUGAUAACUUUCGCUUUGGAGACGGAGGAAGCGAUCUGAUCUUCCUUGUGAUGCGCCGCACAAUGUAUGGCCUCAAAACAACGAUCGCUUGUGGGAUUGUGCCCUUAACCAGCACAACCCCGAGACAACAGUAACACAUGUGGGACUAUGAACAUGUACUACAUACAGGCCCAAGUCAAUGGUAACAUCAUAUGGAAUAGCUCUCUCUGCACAGCCCCAUCACAUCUAUGACAACACCUGGGAUCACAAGCUUAUCAAGACACCAAGACAACGUUUACAGGAUACAGGACGGUGCACCCUGCAUAGCUCCAAAAGAGCGGUUACAUGCAGGAAUCAUUCUCAUCACAGCCACACAAGAACUGUGUCAUGAGGGAUCGUGGUUCCACUAUGGCAUCUACAGCAACAUUUCGCCAAUACGAUUUGUACCUACAAGUUCACUCUACAAAGGGCGGGUGCAUUUUGUUUGAUCUUCACAUGAAAGAAAUCUGAAUAGUAUGAGUUUUCCCACUGUUUAGCAAGUGUUGAGAAAGAUAUAGCUACCCAAAUAAAUACUUUAAUCAAAUUUUGUUGGAAGUAGUGCAGUUUGUGAGACAAGUUUAAUGACUUAAUUUUUAUGAUGUGGAUGUUUUCUAUUUCCUCAUGCCUAAUAAAGGCUGAAGAUUAGCUAUUGAGGAUGGAUGUACUUGUACAACUCUGACAUAUCUUAUAUUAUAGAUAUUUUUACUGCUAGACAAUUGCUGAUCAAUCUCUAUCAAGUCAGCUGUUUUUGUCCUAAAAUAUGAUAUCUGUAUCAGGAACUUAUAUUAGCUUGUCCUUAAUAAGAAACUUGUUCAAAGUAUGACGUAAUGAAUAUAAAGAAUUAAAUCUUCAUACUCUAUGCCACCUCAAUACGUUCACUGAUCAUAUCAAGUCUGUAACAUGUUUUGUCAUGAAGAAAGAAAUUUGUGAAAUUGUAUGCCUUGAUAAGUAUGUACUAUGUUCAGGUCUUGCUGUGAAGUGGCAGAUCACAUCAUACAACUCAGAUUACUUUCAUGUGAAGCAUCAGCCUUUAGCGCUGUAUUACUGUAAAGCCAGAAAGCCAGACACUUUCGUGAAUUGUUGUUUACGCCUCUUUUUGCGGCGUGCAAUGUUCGUGCAUUGCUGACCAAGAAAUCUGGGUAGUAUUGUACUUGCAUUCAAUGCACUGUUUAAGCUAAUACUCUCAAAGUGUUAGGCACAUGAAAGUGUCUGGUUUAAGACGUGAUAGACUGUUGAAGGGCUGUUCAUACCAUCUAAAGUUGUGCUAGGUAUCCAAUGAUUAAAGACAUCUCAAUGCCAUCUAAGAUCUUCAUCUGCCUGAGGUAACAGUCUAUUGUUACUAAAGUAACUAAACAAAUAAUUUGAAUUCUGGCAAAAGGACUUUGGCUAUUAAAAGUGAAGGUCCAUAAAAAAGUCAUAAUUAUCCAAUGUAGCAGUAUCAUUAUCAUGUGUUGUUAAGCACAUGUUAAUUCGAUGUGAACAGAACCUCAAAUGUUGUAGGAAUAAGACAUUAUCCUAUCAUUUUAACUUCCCAACAACAAACUUAAUCUUACAAUUUGCCAAUUGCAAUAUUCUAGUAUAUCUGUCCAAGAUAUGCAUUCAAACAAAAAAUGACAACGCUGUUAAAAGACAAGUGAUUCCAUUGAGAAGGCCUUUCUGUGAUUUCUUCUAAAAUAACUCAUGAAGCAAUGAAACUCUGAUGAUGUUCGUAUUAUGAUGCUGACCAUUGUACAAAGUCAUUCACACUGUAAUUAUUAAGUCCUUGUGUAAUUUAUUCUCAUUCUUUGACAUGUUAUGUUUUGACUUUGUUUUAUUAAAGACAUACAAAGGAGUUAUCGAUACCUGUACUUUUACCGACCAAGCCCAUCUCAUUAAACAUCAAAUGUAGACUCAUUCUUAUGCAUAAAUCUUCUGACCUUUUUCUUUUUUAGUCUAUGGCUUACAUGAAACCAUAAAAGUGUUUAUAUAGAUACACCUUUCUCAGAACCAAACAUCAGAAACCUAAUACUAUUGCUUUGCUCUAAGGGAAAUCCAACCUUGAUAGCAAACUACUCUACAGGAAAGCAGAAAAAUUAGAGAAGUAGACUGGUGAAAGUUUGAAUGAAAUCGGACAAAAAAAUAAGAACAUCAUGACAUUUUAAAAGUUUAAAUCACUAUAGGUAUGUGCUGUAAAAGUGGCUGAAUCAAAAUUGUCAAUGUGAUGUAUUAGGGGGCACAUAAAAUGACUCAAAUUACAAUUUUUCAAAAAACUAAUGACUCCGGAGGGUCUUUGCUCUUCAGAAAAUCUAUUCAAAUGUGAUAUCCAUAAUAUGUUUUGAGUAGUGCCCUAAAGGAGAAGAUUUAUUUAAAACUUUUGCCAUUCUGUUUAUCUUAUUUUUCUGCUUUCAUACUAAUGAACGUAUUACAAGGGUUGGAUUGCCCUUUAAGUUGCAGCUUCAAUAUUUUUGUCAAACUCUUUAGUGAUCUGGAGUACUGUAAAGUAAUAUUUGAGCUGUGAUAAGUUAUUGCUGCACUGAUACACAUUUAGCUUUAUGAUUAGCAACAUAUAGGUUGCAAGUUGUUCUAGGCUAGUCAUUGACAAUGACUCUCAUGGUGUAUAUAUUUUUAAUGAUGAGUAUAGUUUUACAAAUAUUGUCCUUGACGCUAAUCAUCAUUGGCCUUUAAAUCCCUCUCGGAUCAUUUGAUUUCAUUCACAAUGCAUCAUGAAUUUGACUUGGUAGUAAACAGGUAAACUUGACUCGUAAUGCUUACAGACAAAUACAGCUAAAUUAUGUUUUUCAUGGAUAUUAAAUCAGUUCCAAUGCAGAGACAUUACCCAAAAUAGCACCAGUACUGAAGUAUUGUAAGGAAGAGCAUGGUACCUAACAUGUUGAUGUUAUAUAUUGCUAUAUUGGGUAAUGUCUUUCUUUAUUAUUAGCAUACUUGUUCAAAAUCAUAGCAAAUAUAUGGGAGUUCGCUUAAAGCCAUUAUUGAUCCAUACUAUAACUUUCAUCAGGGGGACUACAAUGUAUAACCACAUGGGCCCGGGCAAAAACAUGAAUGUUGUUUCUUAUAGUGUGGGUUAGCUGUUUGACUACACGGAAUGAAAUUUGUCAAAUAUUUGUAAUGAAAGAAUCCAUUUUGGGGAUUCUUUUUACAUGUAUAUCUGUACAGGGUCAGCAUUGCAUUUAUUCUUUCACUGUAAUUUUCUCUCAUAAUCUUUUUUUAUAUUUCUCAUUUGUUUAUUUGUCAUUUUGAUAGAGGUGAAAACAUUUGGGUUGUUUCUAUGUAAUUCAGUUGGACUUAUAAUGAGUAUACCAAUAGUAUUACCAUUAUGUCAGGUUUGCUGCCCUAUCUGCCCACGCUCCAUGCAUCGGUGAUAGCAUAUCGAUUGAUCAGAAUCUAUUUGGAUAUUCAUAAAAAAUAGUUACAGCAAGUAAAUCUUGCAAAAUCUGUAGCCAAGACAAAAUUAUGGCAACGUGAAAUGUCCCAGCAAAGCAAGAGAUUUUCUUCAGGCAAUUUUGUAUUUUGUAUUAGUAAACUUCUAUUAAUUUUGUUGAGAUGGACUGGAUAAAGCGCAUUUUGUGAAUAUCUGCCCCCCCCCCCCUUUGUUAUCUUUAAAGACGUUUCAGUUAAUCUUGAUAGAAGAAAAAUAUUGGGAAUUGCCCAAAACUAUCUAUGCAAUUACAACAUACUGUCCAGCGGUAGAUUAUAAGUGAGUCUUGCAUGUAUUCAUGAAGACAUUUAAAAAUGGAGACAAAAUUUUUUGCAAUUGCCCUUAACAAUCCAUAUCUUCACCUACUAGAUAUGGGCAACAACGUGCACUGUGCAUCCCCCAGUUCUGCAUAAACAACCUCAAAAAGGCUUCGCUUCAGUAAGAUUAUUCUCUAAGAAAUAUCAACCUAUUUACCCCUUGAAAAACUGAGAAAUUUCAUUCUAAAUAAUUAUUGGACUGCUGUGAGGAUAGGGAAUACAUAAUUGCUUGCCAUUAUUUGUCUAAAAUGCCAAAAAAUUUGUGAUCAUGUCACCAAUAUAUUGAUGCCCUUAGAAAAUCACAAACAAAAGCCAUUCAUGGGGACCAGAUCUGAGUGGCAUUUUGAAGGAAAAAAAAGAUUAUCCAGCGUUUUGUAUCUGGAUUUUCAAGACAUAAUUUGUAUUUUGUCUUUUUAGUCUUUGUCGUCCAAACCUACAACUCGUUUGUACACCCGCCUUUUUCUCCUCUUCUUGUGUAACCAGGACAACAAGUUCAAACUCAUACAAACUCUCGUUCUUAGUCGUACACUCUUGUAUAUAACAUGUUUCUUUGGUACAUCUGCAGCCAACAUCGGCAAGUCCCAAAUAUUGUCAUUGUACAAUAGCAGUGAGCUACUCCAGCAUUUUUACAGAGCUGUACAGGUACAAUGGUUUAAAAGACUCCUUUGCAUUUGAAACUGGCUAUGAAUCAUGAGGCAGUAUUUGCCUUUUAAAUUAUCGAAAACGAAAGGUGGGAUGACGAUGAUGUGUACCACGUAUUUUGUAUUAUAAUGUUGAACAAAUAUGAAUUCACCUCUGUACAAUGUCUACAUUGUACCUGUACAAUGUAUAUUGGUAGAAAAUCAUGUGUAUUUAGGAAUUUAUUGAAUGUUGUACAACUUUGUUUAGAGAAAUUCAUAAAAAAAACUAUUUAUGGCAUAUUUUUGUGUCUUGUGCAGUCUUGUAGUACAUAAAGUCUAUAAUUUUAACAUGUCAAUUCUCUUUCUCUUAAUUUGUUUUCUUCAUUUGAUUGAAGAGAUAUAUUUUCCUGAAAUUGUUCUAUCACCAUUAGUGAUUGGUGCUUUAAUAUAAUGGUAUUUUGUUAGUAGUUAUGUGUAUUUUUGUCAAAGAUGUGCAAAGGCUUUUUUCCAAGCACAUCAGUAGGCCAAUACAACACUACAAGUUGGUGCCAGUUCAGAGCAUUGAUUGGACAGAAAGCAAUCUUUGCAAAACAUCUGCAAGUUCUUACAGACUUGUCUUUCUCUCAUCAAGAUUAGGUAAAUGAUAUUGUAUUUCAAGUCUUUAAGGGACACAUAUUAAAAAAUACAUAAAAAUAAUGAUUUGUAAUAUCCCCGUCCACGCAGCGCAUUUGAAGGUGUUAUUUUUGUUGAAGUAUCAAUAUUUCAUCAGUUUGGAACCAGAAGGGCUUUAACGCAUAUAAUACUUAUCACCGAGUUAACCUCCUUCUGGCUCUGAACAAACAAUUUAAUAUUAUCAUAAAAAGGAAGUAGAUAUCAAACAGUAAGUGGUACUUUCUCCCAAUAAAAAAUAUAUCCUUUUGAAUUACCCAAGACAUAGUGAGUUUUAAUGCCUUUGAUAAUGAUGAAUUAUAUCAUAAUGCUUGGUAAAAGUAGACAUUAGCUUGAAAGUUACUUUACCGGAUUUCUUAUCCGUCCACUCAUGCUUGUACUUUUGCUUAACUUCUGCACAAAUCAAUACAAAUUAUGGCUAUCAUUAAUUCUAUUCAAUCGGUAGGGAGAAUAUUAAAGUUAUUUGAAUUUCCAUGUAGUGAUAGAGAUGGUUGGGGAAGCAGUGCUAAUGGAAAUUUAAAGACCUUUCUGGAAUGCAUAAAAAAUGGCCCAACUCGAUUCGUCUUCAUCUUUCAGGUUGUCUGAUAUUAAAAUCCAAUUUUCGAAAGAUGUUUUGGAAAUGUUCAAAAUAUCAAACUGAUAUCCUAUUUGGAGACCUUAUCUUGAAAAUCAAAAUUUCAUAUUCAGUUAGGAAUUGCUACUUCAAAAUUGAAUUCUGUAUUCUCAUGUGAUGCAUGUACUACUUUUGAAAUCAAACCGGGUGAUCCAAAAAUUGAAAAUCUGAUAAGAUAUUUGUAUUUGAAACCCGACUUUGAAAUAGAGAGAUACCAUGGUAUGAGUAUUAUGAAAGAAGAUUUGACCUAAACUGUACAUCUAUCUGUAACUAAAACAAUGUAAAUAAUAUAAUUACCAUGGCUUAGCAUAGGAACGAACGUAAACAUUUAGUAUUCUUAUGCUGAGUAUUAUCGUUGAAGCAGUUGUAUUCAUUAUCUCUUUCUUAUUGAAUUCUCCUGUGUAACAUCUGAAAGAAUAUAUUGUAGAUACAGAGGAGAAAACAUAUCAAAAUGAUGUCAUGAUUGCAGAACUUGAUCAUUUUUUCUCGUAUAUAGCUCCUUAUUAAUUACGGAUAGGAUUGAACUGAAGAAGAGAAAUUAAGUUGAUAGCAUACUCUUUAGGGCAAACGUAGAACAUUUAUUUGUUUCAAGUAGAAUUGACAAUUAUCGUAGACCGUUUUUUGAGUUGGUAAGAUAAGAUGACAAGCAUUUUUUAAUUUCAGUGCAUAAACUCUUGUAUUUAGCUACCAGACUUUGAAUGUCUUUCGAUAUUUAUAUCUAUUCUUUGAAUAUCAUUAAAUUCCGGGAUCUGACACUGUUACAAUCGCAGUUAUCUUGAAUAUAUAAAUUUGCUGGAAUGUAUACCAACUUGCCAUUAUUAGUUUCAUUUCCCCAUCCCAAUCAGGUAAUACUGAAGAUCUCCCUGACCAUUACAAGCAUCUAAAUUUCUAAAUUGGCAACGGUGUUAGAUCAAUUUCUGUGGUAUUCUCCAGUGCUUUCUUCAUUCAGUUGGUGAAAAUUAUAAUGAACUGGACAAAAUCAAUUCUUUUAUUGACAUGUUAUGGACUUAAUUUGCUGAUUCUGAACCCCGUAAUGUUGCCUCUUUAAUGUUUCGUUACAAUUUUUAGAAUUCUAGGCCUUCAUUGAUGGAUUUUCAUUGAUUGCUUUCUCUGUCUCCUUCAUAAUUGUGGAUUGUACCUGUUCAAGAGAAAGAUUUGAUGUUCAUUUUUAUAUAUCUCAAUAUUUAUUUAAACUUUUUUCCUCAUUCUCUUUGUUAACUCUCUACAGAUUUUUCUCUUGUGUGUGUCUGUACAAAAUUAUUAAAAUGUGGCACAUUUUUUGUCAAAUCCA